Acanthamoeba castellanii str. Neff is the source of this 636-nucleotide messenger RNA. RefSeq names its product ADP-sugar pyrophosphatase, putative. Gene Ontology annotation, molecular function: ADP-ribose diphosphatase activity. The record is from RefSeq and is a predicted model, not a curated record. The transcript is spliced from 8 exons. The coding region runs from base 1 to 636 and encodes 211 amino acids. Gene Ontology annotation, biological process: nucleoside phosphate metabolic process; ribose phosphate metabolic process. Gene Ontology annotation, cellular component: nucleus. NCBI's taxonomy places the organism in Eukaryota, Discosea, Longamoebia, Acanthamoebidae.
AUGGAAGACAAUAGGCAACAGGACACCAAGACUCCCAAGGUCCACUCGUGGAAGGAGGUGCACCGCGAGAAGUGGCUAGGGCUCAGCCAGAUCAAUUGGGAGGACAACAAGGGCCGGCACCGCGUGUGGGAGGCUGUCACGCGCACCACCAAGCAGACCGGUGUGGUCGAUGCCGUGGACAUCAUCGCGAUUGUGCGGAAGGAUGGCGAGGAGGAUCGCAUUGUCAUCAUCUCACAGUUCAGGCCACCCACAGAGAAGGUCUGCCUCGAGAUCCCUUCAGGCCUCGUCGAUGCGGGCGAAACGGCCGAACAGGCCGCGCUGCGUGAGCUCAAGGAGGAAACGGGAUACAGAGGCACUGUCGUGGGAGUCAGCCCGGACACCUGCUACGAGCCCGGCCUCACCAGUGCCACGUGUGCAGUCGUCCAAGUCUUGAUCGAUGGCAAUCUCGAGGAGAACAUCCACCCUGUGCCUGAGAUGGAGGACGGCGAGUGCAUUGCCACGAGGCUGGUGCCCCUCAGCCAACUGCUUGUCACCCUCAACCGACUCAUGAGGGAAGAGGGCAUGACCGUUGACGCCAAGGUGUGGACGCUCGCCUGCGGCCUCAAUUUCGCCCAGUCCUUCCCGCCCCGCCCAUGA